Molecule: messenger RNA, 2268 nt
Organism: Naegleria gruberi
Lineage: Eukaryota; Heterolobosea; Eutetramitea; Acrasida; Naegleriidae
Exons: 1
Coding region: 511-2124 (537 amino acids)
Source: RefSeq, a predicted model, not a curated record
CCAAAAACUAGCGUUUGAUGAAGAUAACAAGUUGUGCGUGAACAAGGGAAUGAAGGAAUAGAUGAACGUAAAAUUCAAAGUUACACCUCAAGAAUGGAUUGGAAUGUUCACGGGAUGAACCUUGCUAAUAUUGUUUGAUUUUUUAAAAAUAGAUAUAUUAUUAUUGGUAAUUGUUGAGCAUCAUCGGAAUGCAUCAGAAGAAAUGAUAAGGUUUUUAUCAUAUAUUUCUUUGAUAAAUUGAUGAACAACACUUGAAGAUUUCAUAUAAAAAAACGAUUAAGAGGUUGAGGAAAUUAGAGAAAAUGAAUUUGAUGAUGUUUUUUGUGGUAGUGUUUCAAAUAGAUAUAAAUGGAAACAUCAAACAUGUAAUUUGGGCUACUAAGAAGAGAUAAAGAAACUUCCAUCAUGCACUUACUUGAGAAUCUUGGAGAAUCCUCUGAAAACAGAAAUUCCAUCGAUUAGGAUUUUUUCAAUAAUACGAAAGAGAAACUCAAUGAAAAAAAACUGAAAAUGCAUCAUGCAGAACAACAGGUUAUCAUUGAGUUAAUUGAUUUCAAUGAAUGCAAUUCGUUGCAAACACUUCUCACUACAAAACUUCAAUUGCAAAGCAAGGGUUUUGUAAAGUGGUUCACCAAUAGAGAAAUCUAUCAUAAACACAUAAGAAAUUGGAAGAGUAGUCAUUACAAUAGAAGUCACUUGUAUAUUCCAAUUGAAUUUAUUGAGAAUAGAGAAACUGUCCUGUCAAUUGUUGAUAAGGACACUUCAGUUUAUAGAGAAUAUUUGAGUUUAGUUCCUUCUUGGAAGAAUGAUAAGGAAAUUGUAAUGAAAGCUUGUCAGCAGGGCGGAUUUGCUCUGACGUUUGCCUCUGAAGAAUUGAGAAAUGACAGAGAUGUUGCCCUGUCAGCAGUCAAACAAAAUGGAUUAAUGAUUAGUGAAAUUCCUCUGGAAUUGAGAAAUGAUAGAAGAAUUGUUUUGGAAGCUGUAAAGCAGAUAGGCAUUGCUCUUUCCCAUGCUCCUUCAAUGCAAUCAGAUGAAGAAAUUGUUUUAGAAGCCACAAGACAAAUGACAUUUGCAUUUAGAUUUGCAUCAGAAGUCUUGAAAAAGGAUUACCAAUUUAUUAAAAAAGUGGUUAGUGUAAAUGGAAUGGUUUUGGAAUAUUUGAAUGAAGAGUUCAAAGGAGAUAUUGAUAUUGUCAAACUUGCCAUCUGUCAAAAUGGAUUAAGCUUGAGAUAUGUGGCCCACUUUAAUGAUGAUGAAGAAUUAGUGAAACUAGCCAUUAACAGCAAUGGGCUUGCUCUUGGUUAUGCAUCUGAACGAAUGAAAUCAAAUAUACAAAUUGUAAAACAAGCUAUCAAGCAAAAUUCAUGUGCCAUUGAGUAUGCUUCUACAGAAUUAUUGGAAUUAAAUCCAGAAAUUCAACAAUAUUCCGAAUCAAUUGCUAACCAAGAGAAAUCACCAAAUAUGAGAUUGCAUAAUGAUUCAAAGGUUCUUUAUAGAGAUACUCAAAACUUAAAGUUUAUAACAGGUCAAAUGAAAGGAGACAUUGAAUUUGCUUUAAAAGUACUGAAACAAAAUAAUAAGGUAUUCCAAGAGUUCCCACAGAAACUUCAAGAAAAUAAGGAGUUUGUUAUUCAGGCUUUGAAGCAGGAGCAUCCAGAUCAAAUUUUAAACCUUUAUUCUCAAUUAUCGGAAACUUUGAAGAGUGAUGUAGAUAUUCUGUGUGAAUCUAUCAAGAUUAAUCCAUCAGUGAUUGGUCAGGCACCUGAUAAUGUAUUUUCAGAUAGAGAGUUUAUUCAUACACUGGUAAAACUGAACGGCUUCUCUCUAUGCUAUCUGAAACCUUUUAUUAAACCUUCAGAUAGGGAAUUGGCAUUAUCUGCAAUUAGACAGAAUGGAUUGGCACUCAUGUUCUGUUCCAACAGAUGGAAAUUCAAUGCAGAGAUGAUUAUAGAAGCUGUCAAGCAGAAUGGGUUCAUCAUUCCUUACCCAUACAGAGAAGAAAAUCAAGUUUACAGAAUUUUAUUUGGUGAGAAUUUCUUAAAAGAAUUAAGACAAAUUAGAAUGAGUAGUUGCUACAUGGAUUGUUAUAUUCCUGAUAGGUAUUUAGAUAGUAGAGUGUGUUAAAUACCAACAGCAAUACUAAUGUACAUUAUAGUGUAUUUUACAGAGGUGUGUAAAUUAUGAUAUUUCAGUAUUUUCUAAAUCAAUGUUGCAAUACUCUUUACAAUAGUUAUGCAACAGUCUAGAUAAAUUAUCAUUACUUGGAUU